Acaulospora morrowiae is the source of this 250-nucleotide messenger RNA. The record is from the annotation of a GenBank genome assembly. NCBI's taxonomy places the organism in Eukaryota, Fungi, Glomeromycota, Glomeromycetes, Diversisporales, Acaulosporaceae.
CAAAGUGUUCGAAGAUAAUAAUGAAGAAGAAGAUAUUAUAUCUGUGCCUGAAGAUAAUACUGAAAAUAAUAUUAAUAAAAACAAGAUGGAAGAAGAGGAAAAUCUUAUAAUAGAAAGAUGGGUAAAUUUAAAUGUAAGAGAAUUUGGUUCUGAUUUUUGUGAAGAAUCUAGUAAAGGUAGCAUUCAAGAACUCAGUGAAAAUGAAAAGACAGAAAUUCAGAUAAUUAUCAAAGAUAAAUUGGCUCAUUAA